UACAUUUAAACUACAUCUUCGUGGAAUUUGUACAAUGUAGGGCAUGUUUAAAAGUGUUUGUAAUUAUCAUCAAAGACCAUAUAUUUAUUUUAGUUUAUUCUUUAUAAAGGUUCUUGAUAUUGAAACAUAGAGACUGUGAAUAAUUGUAAAAGUCAGCAAUAGCAAACAAUAUAAUAAACUAUUCAGCAAUGGCAUAUAUUGAAAACGAUUAUAUUGGAGCACAAGUACAAAUAUCCACUCCAAUGAGGAUAGACCAGUUAAAACCUGUCUUAAAGACAAAUUUAGUCAUACCGAUACCUUUGAAUGGUCGUGUUAAAAUAACUGGUUGUCAAGUACUCUCCGACGGACAGUUUUUACUACUUGACCAAAUAAACCGGCGCCUAAUGAACUUCAACAAAGAUGGAGUCCAUAUCAAAGAUAUAAUAACAUUUGAUGGAAUUCCAUUUGACAUUUGUUUGUUUGGAGAUCAAACGGUCGUUGUUUCUAUUUUGGAUAAGAAUCAAAUUUUGGUGGUAGAUAUUGAAAAAAGUCUCAUUCUAAAGUCAUUUCCAGUAGAAGGUUCCUGUUAUGGGUUGGACAGCGAUGGCGAAACAUUGAUUGUUCGAUUACAAGAUAAAGGCAUCGUGAUCAUUACAGAUAUUGAUGGAAGUAUUCAAAUAAAGGUUAAGAUACCAGGAUACUAUUUUAUUCGUGUGGCUUUUUUCCAGGACAAAAUAUACAGUACACAUGUGAAUGAAAACACUGUAUCCUGUUAUACAAGAGAAGGUCAACAUAUUUGGUCAAUCAGAAACAAUGACAUAAAUAGACCAUUUGGUCUUUCAGUUGAUAACAAUGGAAUGGUCUAUGUGGCUUGCAAUCCGAUCAACACAGUUGUAGCUAUUUCCCCUGAUGGUACCUCGAGUAGGGUUAUUUUAUCCGCCAAAGACGGAUUGGACAAGCCUUAUGCUGUUCACAUUGAUAAGAAAUCAUCAACUUUGUUAAUUUGCAAUGAAGACAAUGCCAGAGCCAUUGUUUAUAGCAUUAUGAAAUAAAACUUCGUGCAAUAUAUUAUCGUUUCUGAAAAGCACUUUUCAACUUGUGGUAAAGUAUUUUGUGUAAAGUCCAUGUAUAUUUAAUGAAGGAUUUGAUAACGAUGGUAUGUCAAAAGAAUAGAAAAUGUGUAGAAAAGGCAAUCUUUCUAUCUCCUAUAACUUAUGGGAAUAUUAAUGUUCAGUAGCAACCACGUGGAAACCUUGUACAUUUAAUACACGGUCAUUAGACGUGUUAUAUUUCUAAUACACGGCUUAUUGCCGUGUGAUAUCUAAAAGGAACACGAUUCUUAGUAGUAAACAGUUGCAAGUAUUCUUAGUAGUAGAGGUACAUUCCUUUAAAGAGACAGCAUGACGGUGCUUCUCGCAAAUUAACUUCUCACAUGAGGCUAUAAAACAUCGACGUUUAGAUAUUUACAUAUCGCCAUGUAAUUACAGGAGAUCUCAACAACGUUCAAUACCGGGAGUUUAUAAACUUUCUUAAAAAGGGACUAAAAACAAAUUAAGAAGAGUGUUGUCAAAUUAUAAAACAUGUUAAGAUGUAUCGUCCUCAGG
This is a messenger RNA of Mytilus trossulus (common blue mussel), 1583 nucleotides long. RefSeq lists its product as uncharacterized. The coding region runs from base 189 to 1031 and encodes 280 amino acids. NCBI's taxonomy places the organism in Eukaryota, Metazoa, Mollusca, Bivalvia, Mytilida, Mytilidae. The record is from RefSeq and is a predicted model, not a curated record. The transcript has 2 exons.